Molecule: messenger RNA, 1863 nt
Organism: Zootoca vivipara (common lizard)
Lineage: Eukaryota; Metazoa; Chordata; Lepidosauria; Squamata; Lacertidae
Source: RefSeq, a predicted model, not a curated record
ACAAGCUUUGGAAUUCUUUUAAGGGACCUAACCCGGAAACCGCUCAGCAGCACCCUAACUCUGAGCCUAUGCUCCUUGGAAUCGCUAGGAGAUGAGCACCUCUCUUCAUUACAAGUCUUUUUCCAAAGAGCAGCAAACUAUGGAUAACUUGGAGAAGCAGCUUAUUUGUCCCAUAUGUUUAGAGAUGUUUACUAAGCCAGUGGUUAUCCUCCCCUGUCAGCACAACCUCUGCAGAAAAUGUGCCAACGAUAUCUUCCAGGCCUCGAACCCUUACCUGCCAACCAGGGGAGGCACCACUGUGGCAUCAGGAGGUCGAUUCCGCUGUCCGUCGUGUAGACAUGAAGUAGUUCUGGACAGGCAUGGAGUGUAUGGUCUUCAAAGGAACCUGUUGGUGGAAAAUAUAAUUGAUAUUUACAAGCAGGAAUCUACCAGGCCUGAAAGAAAAACUGAACAGCCAAUGUGUGAAGAACAUGAAGAUGAGAAAAUUAAUAUUUAUUGCCUGAAUUGUGAAGUGCCGACAUGCUCAAUGUGCAAAGUUUUUGGUGCUCAUAAAGAUUGUGAGGUUGCUCCCCUCAUGAAUGUUUACCAAAGACAGAAGUCUGAACUCAGCGAUGGCAUUGCUGUUUUAGUGGGAAGUAAUGACAGGGUGCAAGGAAUUGUAACUCAGUUGGAAGAAACCUGCAGGACAGUUGAGGAUUGCUGCAAAAGGCAGAAGGAGCAACUAUGUGAAAAAUUUGAUUAUCUGUACUCAAUACUGGAAGAAAGAAAAAGCGAGAUGACACAAAUAAUCACGAGGAGCCAAGAAGAGAAACUGGAACAUGUCCGGUCUCUGAUAAAAAAGUAUGCCGACCAUUUGGAGACAGUGUCAAAACUAGUGGAAUCAGGCAUCCAGUUUAUGGAAGAGCCAGAAAUGGCCGUUUUCUUACAGAAUUCCAAAGCAUUGCUACAAAAAAUUACUGAAGCUUCUAGAGCAUUUCAGAUGGAAAAAAUAGAGAAUGGCUAUGAAAUUAUGAGCCACUUCACUGUCAAUCUCAACAGAGAAGAAAAGAUAAUAAGAGAAAUUGACUUUUACAGAGGUACCGAGGAGGAGGAGGACAAUGAGGAAGAGGAUGUGGCCGAAGCAGAAGAAUUGGAUGAAGCCCAGACAGAAUCCUCUGGUGAGGAAGAAGUGUCUGAGCAAGUAUCUCAGCAACCUCAGCAGGCCACUGAGAUGCCAAAGGAUACACUCACUGUCUCUCAGACUAAUGCAGCACCAUCAUUGCCACUUCCACCAACAGUUACUGCUGCCCCUGCUGUUAAUCAGGGUGGCGUUGUGCUGACAACUACCCAACAGUCCGGAGGACUAAUAGAAGCUGAACCACAAUCAAGUGGAGAGCCAACUGAUCCCUUGUUUUAUCCUAGCUGGUAUAAAACUCAGCCACGGCAAACAACCAAUUCAAAUGCAGUCCCAGUGACUGAAAUUAGGCAGGUAGGGCCUUCAGUUCCCGCAGAGGUGAAUGUGAAGAAGGCAGAAGCUCCAGAACUAGCUAUGGCAAAUGGAAGUUCUGCUGCAAGUAGUAAGGAAGCUAACACACCCACUGAUACUUCACAGACUGGGUCUGAACCAUCCCCUCAAGGACACAUGGAAGGACGUCCUGGGAGCAAUGAGAGAGUUGAUGAGCCGGCUCGUCAUGUCUUCUCUUUCUCCUGGUUGAACUCAUUGAAUGAAUGAUGACUCUCCAUCCAGCUGGCUUCUGGAGGGAUUCAUAGGAAGCAUGUGACUUGGCUCAAAGUGAUAACAAACACUGCAUUAAAAGGAAUGGUGGAUCACAUUUUAUCCAAAAGAUUUUGUUUGAAAAUUUUCUCUUUGGAUUUGACUCUGUA